GCGACCGUAAACUCAGCUUUUCAGCAACUAGCGUUAGCUACUCUUAUGUUGUAAAACUAAUCGUGUCGCGUGUUUACCCAUUUUAACUGGGCUGUCUUGUAACAAUGGAUGCUGAAGAUGGAUGCUCCAAGAUUAUUCCUCUUGCCUUACCUAAAGGAGUGAAAAAGUUAUGUGAACUGUGUCAAAAAGAAGCGCAUCUGCAGUGCACCAAGUGUCGGGUAACUUUUUACUGUGAUGCAGAGCACCAGCAGGCUGACUGGGUGGGGAUCCACGAGAGAAUCUGUCAGCUGCUUGUUCCCAUUCGCACCCCGACGAUCUUCAGUCUCCAGCAGGCUGGCCGCAUUGAAACCCGAAUUAAAAAGGUAGAGCUGAUUGAAAUCUGUAGGUUGGUGACUCAGGGCAAGUUGUCGGAGGGCAAAUACCAGGAGGCUCUGCCUGCCGCCCAGUUCUGCCUGAGGUGCUCCAUAGACGUCCAUGGCCCCAGUGCUGUUCAACUGGUCCCUGCUUUCCUGCAGCUGGCUGAGGCCAACAUGGGUUUGGGUAAUCUAGCUGUAGUGAUGGAGCUCUUGUCCCAGGCAGAGUGGGCGGUGUUGAAGAGCCCAGAAUGUGGCCCCGCAGUUCGCCACCAGCUGCACAGGAUCCUAGGCCGCCUCCACACAGCUACUGGAAACCUGGAGGCAGCUCUACUUCACUUUUCAAAUGAUAUAUACUUUGCCAGUGAGGCGUAUGGUCUGCAUAGCACAGUCACCUGUGGUGGCUACUUUCUCAUGGCAAAUGUGUUUGCUAAACAGGGGAGGAUGCCCAUAGUUCGUUCCUUGUACUCUCAGGUGGUACAUACUUGGCACUACCACCUGACCGAACAUCUUAGGACCCAGGUCCAAAAUGUUGAAAAUCCUGUCACGGUGUUGGAACCCUGUUAUGAUAACUCCCAGCAAGCUGAAGUGGACAAGAUGCUAAGAACCAUUUUGGAGUUUGCGCAGAGUGACUCCAGAAAAGACUCCACUCAGAUUGCGCUGGCGGCCCACUGCCUAGCCAUGCUGUGGUUUCUGGGAGGAGACUCUCUAAAGGCACUGGGAUUUGGCAGCACGGCCCUGCAGGCUAGUCAGCUGAUACCAAACCAUGACCUGACAGAGCCUAUCCAAGGCCUGCUGCAGCUGGUGAACGGUCUGCAGAUUUGACCCACAAGCUGAUUCUAACUGGUUACCAUACCUGCCCUGCCCAUCAGUGAUCUGCUCCAUCAGGCCAUCUGUUCUGUCCCACAACCAUUCGCCAUGUAAACGCAGAAACUGUUCAUGAGUAUGGGUUCAUCCCGAUGUUCUGAAUUGAUGUUGUAAGUGGAUAAUGAAAAAACACUGGGGAGCAGAAAAUAACUUCUGUACUGAAUUGUACAGAAUAAGCAAAUAAAAACCCAUUUUGAUUGUGAAAUUUGUCUCUAUUUGUU
Monopterus albus (swamp eel) is the source of this 1441-nucleotide messenger RNA. RefSeq names its product zinc finger, MYND-type containing 12 (gene zmynd12). Gene Ontology annotation, molecular function: protein binding. The record is from RefSeq and is a predicted model, not a curated record. Bases 105 to 1178 code for a protein of 357 amino acids. The transcript is spliced from 8 exons. Lineage: Eukaryota; Metazoa; Chordata; Actinopteri; Synbranchiformes; Synbranchidae.